This is a messenger RNA of Microplitis mediator, 1535 nucleotides long. Its product is annotated as speckle-type POZ protein-like. Gene Ontology annotation, cellular component: nucleus; cytoplasm. Gene Ontology annotation, biological process: regulation of proteolysis; proteasome-mediated ubiquitin-dependent protein catabolic process. Gene Ontology annotation, molecular function: ubiquitin protein ligase binding. The record is from RefSeq and is a predicted model, not a curated record. The transcript has 2 exons. Lineage: Eukaryota; Metazoa; Arthropoda; Insecta; Hymenoptera; Braconidae. The coding region runs from base 321 to 1352 and encodes 343 amino acids.
GGAAGGCACGAGGCAGUGAUAGUGGGAAGCAGAAUACAAGUGAUAGGCAUGUGAUAUAAGCAAUAAGGACUGAAGGGUGAACUGAUAUCUGUGUGUGAUUCAUAAAUUAUAAAUUACAAAUUUUAAUUUCCACAGGUAGAGAUAAGUCAUAAAAGAAAGCAAAAAUUCAAAACUAAGAAAAAAAUGUAAAAAGAUACUCAUGUAUACUAUACAUUGAAAUAAAGAAUUUAUUUAUUUAUUUACUAUUAUUUGAAAAUAGAAUUACCAACGAUAGUAAAUAAAUAAAACGUCUUAUAAUAUUAAUUGUGAUACAAAUUAAAAUGAUAAGAGGUUAUACAACGAUCAACGAAAAUAGUGUUGUUUACGAAUGGAAGAUUGAUAAAAUUGAUUUUUUUCUCAAUAGUAAAACCGAUUUUACUCUUAAGUCUUCCGAAUUCUCAUCAGGAUCUAUAGUCAAAGAUACAUGGCGUAUUAAAUCAAUCUUUGAUUCUACAGACCACGCACACUUUUCCUUGUGUUUAACAAGUGAUCAUCACGAAUUGAAUGUAAAAUUUUCAUUUUAUUUGUUGGAUAGUAAGAAAGAAAAAGUUUGUAUAAAAGAGCAUCACGAAUCUUUAAGUAAAGGAGAAAAAAUGUGUUAUUCGCUGAACAAAAAAAGUUUAUUGACUGGUAAAGAUACAUAUUUACCUGGUAAUACGUUGACAGUAUGUCUUGAUCUUACCGUGUAUGGCACCUCUAUUACAACUUCCACAAAAGUUUUAUUGAAUGCUCCAAAACAUCCAAUGGCUCAUGACUUUACAGAGCUUUAUAACUCUAGAAUCGGUUGCGAUGUUAUUAUAAAUGUGGGUGAUACUAAUUUUGAAGCUCAUAAAAUUAUUUUAAUGGCGCGAAGUCCUGUUCUUGCUGCAAUGUUUUCACAUGAAAUGAUUGAGAAGAAAGACAAUAAAAUAUCAAUACCAGACAUUACUCCAGAGAUAUUUGAAAAAGUCCUUGAGUACAUUUACACUGAUGAAGUAUCUGGUCUGGCUGAGAUUGCUGAUGAUUUAUUAGAAGCUGCAGACAAGUAUCAGCUACUGUCACUUAAAAAUAUUUGUCAAGAAUCGCUUCGUGAAACUCUGAAUCUUGAAAAUGCAUUUAAAUUAAUGACUUUAGCCGAUCGUCAUAGCGCUGAACCUCUGCUAGAAUCCAUCACCGAUUUCUUGGUCACAAACAUAAAAAAAAACAAUAUUGACAUUGAAGAUUUUGAAAAUUUUGAGAAACCAAAUUCUUUCUUGGCAUUAAAACUGUUGAAAAAAUAUUCAUUUUGCAAAGAAGAAGAUAAAGCUAGUAUUGCUGAUACAACUUCAGAAUAAUAAACAAAACUCAGGAACCACCGAGUAUGGAACUAAAUAAAUCCUGGUGCUAUAUCAUAAUAUCUUAUGUAAAAACUAAUUCAAUAUCUUCAAAAAUCUUAACUAAUUAUUAUAAGUCUUUUAUAUUUUUUUUUUAUUAAAAACUUUAAAGUAAUUUCGUAAAGUAAAAUAAAGUUUUUUAUA